Messenger RNA from Gongylonema pulchrum, 444 nucleotides. The record is from the annotation of a GenBank genome assembly. Lineage: Eukaryota; Metazoa; Nematoda; Chromadorea; Rhabditida; Gongylonematidae.
CUUAGCCAUUUGGUCAUGGAUUAUAAUAGGCAUUGUUUUUUCAAGCGCUUGACGAAAAUUCAAAAGUCUACGAAUUUUCAAAUUUCAGCAGUUGCUGACCCAUGCACUCUUCCUGUGAUAACCGGCGAAGGGGAUGAAGAGCUGGAACGUUAUUAUUACGACGCAGCAACGAAAACGUGCCGAGCAUUCACGUACCGCGGCAUGAAAGGAAAUCAAAACAAUUUUUUAACUAUGACGGCCUGUGAGCAGCAAUGUCAACCACUCGAAAAUCCUUGUAUUGGUCAGCCAGCAACAACUGCUGCUGGUCAAGUUAUUUUUUGUUCGGCAACCAACAAGGAAAUGUGUCCGGUGAAUUUUUGGUGUCAUGUUGGAGCAACACCCGAAACAACUGUUUGCUGUCCCGGAGGUAGUUUUUUUUUUCAAACUCUGUUAUUCAUUUUCUAA